Messenger RNA from Formica exsecta, 1158 nucleotides. RefSeq lists its product as uncharacterized. Bases 427 to 981 code for a protein of 184 amino acids. The transcript is spliced from 5 exons. The record is from RefSeq and is a predicted model, not a curated record. NCBI's taxonomy places the organism in Eukaryota, Metazoa, Arthropoda, Insecta, Hymenoptera, Formicidae.
CUCGGCCCCUUUUCCCCUCUCAUCUCAGUGUGCGCAUACGUCACUGAAAAGCGCGCAUCGUCCCGUCAGGAUUAACUAGGUUAGGAGAGGACAUACGCUACGCGCUAAGCUUCUCUCGUGCAGCAGCACCGGUAGCUGCGUGACAGCGCGAGUGCAAGAAGGACGCAUUAAGAAGGUGGGAGAAGGAACGAGCGCGGGGAUCGGCGAACCGUCGUCCCGUUUUCGGAGCAACCGUUCAUCGAUUCGGGGAGAUUUCGCGAUGACCUUUUAUCGCUCAAGAGAGAAGAGGCACAGGUGCUUUCCCUCCGAGAUAUAUAUAAAACCGACCACACGCCGUGUAUUCCGAUUCGACGAUUAUACCCCAUGUGCGACAAUUCGAGCCUUUGAAACCGUUUUCGAAAUCGUGAAUCUGCUGGAUCCGCGACCAUGUUUAAAGAGAUGAAUAUCCUGAUAAUUGCCGAAUUCUUUAUUCUUAACCACGUGUCCUACGUGCUGAGUAGACGGUUGAAUCUCACUCAGCUGAUUAAGGAGAGUUUGGAUUCUGAACUUUACUACCAGAACACUCUACGUGACAUAUCAUCGAGAGACGUUUCUUAUUACAACGCGGAAAAUGGGGUGAACAAACUGCAAUUAGAGAGAGAUAACAGAAAUUUGAUUGCCGAAUACCGCAAUCUUUGCGAGACAAUAACGAGAAGAGUGGAAAUUACCGAUCCCGAUUAUGAGUAUCAACCGCCGCAUUAUCACGAAGUCUUCUGUAAGAGUUAUUUAUUGCUAGAUAACAAUGAACAAAUGAUGACGAGGUCUUCGCAACAGAAAUGCGUUAAUCCGAUAUUUCACUGCGUACAGAGAAGUCGGAUCCUAUCUCUAGUCAGACGUCGCUGGGAAGACGAAUGUUGGGAACCUUACACCAAGGAAAUCGCUAGCGGUUGUGACUGUAUGUGGCCGGUCACUACCUUGGGGGAGAUAAGCGAUCAUUAUUAAUUCAAUAGAAAAUUCGUAUAUUAGCAAAGUUAAAUUUUCGCUAUACAGUGCAAAGGUAUAGCGAAGACUCGUCGUUCGCAUAUAUUCGCAGCAAACAAAACCUUUCUCAAAAAUAUUUAUUUAUUGUAUUAUAAAAGUAAAUAUGUGAAUGAAAUAUAACAAAUAUCGCAUUCAAUA